AUCGGCUGGCCCUCAAGAAAUCUGCCUUGUUGUGCUUCAUCAUUGCAAUUGUGAUAGAAAAUGCCACCUCGUCUGGCCCAAAAGCGUGCUGCACGCUCCGAGUCGCGUGGAGAGGGAUCAUCGUCUCAUGCGCCCAAGAAAACGCGCUUUUUGGACCCGUCAGAAGAUCCUGUCAACUUCGCCGAAGAGGUCGAUGCACAAUUGGAUAGCGCGAAAGCGCGGGGAAACAGGAGAGUAAAGACAGACGGCUACGAUUCGGACUCGAGCGGGGAGGAGGGAGAGAGCGUGGUAUGGAGCCGAAAGAAGCCAGCAAAGGAGGAGGAGGACGAUGACAUGUUCGCGAUGGGGGAAGCACAGGACAAGAAAGAGGACGAACCGGAUGCAAAGAAGGAGGAAUACCUGAAGCUCGGCGAUAUCGAGGGCCAGGAAUUCGGGAAUGAGAAAGGCUCUGAUGAGGAGUCGGAAAUAUCAGAUGAACCUGAGGACGAGGACGACGCUGAGCGCCGCAGAAAGGCAGGUAUGGGCUAUGAACUGUCGUCUUUCAAUAUGCGAGAGGAGAUGGAAGAAGGGAAGUUUACCGAGGACGGGAUGUACGUCCGGACUUUCGAUCAACAUGCGAUACACGACAAAUGGCUCGAUGGCAUGGACGAGCGGGAAGUGAAGCAGGCACGGAGGAGGAAGAAGGCUCGGGAGAGGCUUGAGAAGGAGCGCAUCCGGGCAGAGGAGGAGGAAAUGAAGCGAUUAGGAGGGAAGGAUGCUGUCGAGCAAGAAUUAAUUGGAAUGUUGAAGAAGGGCGAAACUGUGCUGGAGGCCCUGCAACGACUGGGUGCACAAGCCAAGAAGGCCAAGAAACCACCUAAAGGGAAAGCCCAUGAUGGCGGCAUGGAUGUGGACAAACCAUCCGCAGCGCCCUCCAACAUCGACCAUAUAACACAUCUUGCGUCCACACUGAUGUCGUUGGGGGAUACUGAUAUAUACUCGAGGACGUACGAAGAACUUGUGCGCUCGAUCCGGUCAUCCGGCAAAGUCGGUAACGAUUGGGUACCUCCCUCUGCCGACGUCAAAUACGAGUACAAGUGGGACGUGCCGGAUACGACUGCCCAAGAAGGCCAGGUCUUCGGUCCUUACAGCGAAGAAGAGAUGAAGGCAUGGCAUAGUGCUGCGUAUUUUGGCGUUGCCGGAGAGAAAGUUAAGGUUCGGAAGGUUGGCGGGGAAUGGGGGAGCUGGGAGGAUGUUGUAGUUUGACCGAUUGUCAGCCCAGUCGUUCGUGUAUCAUUAUAUCUGCUGUAUCGAUAGUAUUUGCUCUGGUCAGUGCG
Punctularia strigosozonata HHB-11173 SS5 is the source of this 1316-nucleotide messenger RNA. RefSeq lists its product as uncharacterized. Gene Ontology annotation, molecular function: protein binding. The transcript is spliced from 2 exons. Gene Ontology annotation, cellular component: U5 snRNP. NCBI's taxonomy places the organism in Eukaryota, Fungi, Basidiomycota, Agaricomycetes, Corticiales, Punctulariaceae. The record is from RefSeq and is a predicted model, not a curated record. The coding region runs from base 61 to 1245 and encodes 394 amino acids.